This is a messenger RNA of Hypanus sabinus (Atlantic stingray), 2731 nucleotides long. Its product is annotated as BTB/POZ domain-containing adapter for CUL3-mediated RhoA degradation protein 2. Gene Ontology annotation, molecular function: protein binding; ubiquitin-protein transferase activity. The coding region runs from base 286 to 1245 and encodes 319 amino acids. Gene Ontology annotation, biological process: protein homooligomerization; proteasome-mediated ubiquitin-dependent protein catabolic process; protein ubiquitination. Lineage: Eukaryota; Metazoa; Chordata; Chondrichthyes; Myliobatiformes; Dasyatidae. The record is from RefSeq and is a predicted model, not a curated record. The transcript has 7 exons. Gene Ontology annotation, cellular component: Cul3-RING ubiquitin ligase complex.
GCACGCAGGCGCAGUGACGGCGGCUGGAAAGGUCGUUCCGGUGCGGUGGCCCAUGACCAUGGCGGCGCCGUCGGAGGGGGCCGGAGCUCCCAGCGGGAGGUGAAGGAGUUGGUGAGUGGGGCAGCGCCGACCGCAGGCUCGGUCCCGCUCCAGUGGUGCGAAGGUUAUGAACACCAGUGAAUGUGACUGGAUCUUGACUCAUUUUUGUCCGGCUUGCACACACCAACCACGGAGGGACAGAUUAAGCCAACUGUGUGCAGAGUCACCAUUUAUCUUCAGAGAGAUAUGUCUGGAGAUACCUGCUUAACAUCACCUUGUCCUUCCUCUGGAGCCAAACCCAAGGCCAUCAGCUUUAAAGGAGGAAGCAUGGGAAACAAGUACAUAAGGUUAAAUGUUGGAGGCUCGCUGUACUAUACCACUGUUCAGAUUUUAACCAGGCACGACACCAUGCUGAAGGCAAUGUUUAGUGGAAGAAUGGAAGUACUGACUGACAAAGAAGGUUGGAUUCUUAUUGACCGUUGUGGGAAACAUUUUGGCACCGUCUUGAACUACCUGAGGGAUGACUCAAUUAUCCUUCCAAAGAGCAGGCGGGAAAUAAAGGAACUAUUAGCAGAGGCCAAAUAUUACCUUAUUCAAGGCCUAGUGGAUGUCUGUCAGACAGCUUUACAGGAAAAGAAUGAAUGCUGUGAAGUUGCUUGCAUGAUCCCCAUGAUUACCUCUCUCAAGGAGGAAGAAAGACUUAUUGAAAGUUGCGCUAAGCCUGUUGUGAAGCUGCUACAUAACAGGAGCAACAACAAGUAUUCCUACACUAGCAACUCUGAUGACAAUUUGUUAAAGAACGUUGAACUAUUCGACAAACUGUCCCUGAGAUUUAAUGGAAGAGUGCUUUUCAUGAAGGAUGUCUUAGGAGAUGAGAUUUGCUGCUGGUCAUUUUAUGGACAGGGUCGCAAGCUUGCUGAGGUUUGCUGCACCUCCAUUGUGUAUGCAACAGAAAAGAAACAGACCAAGGUUGAAUUUCCUGAAGCAAGAAUUUAUGAAGAGACAUUGAAUGUCUUGCUUUAUGAAACACCACGUGUACCUGAUAACUUGCUGUUAGAGGCUACUAGUCGGACAUCUGCUCAAGGGUCACACAGUGAAGAUGAAGAGGCGUUGGAAGUUAGAGAUCGUGUGCGUAGAAUACAUGUGAAAAGGUACAGCUCAUAUGAUGACAGACCCCUUGGACACCAGCCUGCCUAUAGAGACUAAAACUAACCAGAUUCCUGGGUAUGGCAAUAAUUAUAAUUUUAACAAAAACAAGUACUAAUGGUUACCACUGUGCAGAUCAUGGAUUAUGAAGAUAGCUGACUGAUGGCAGAAGGGAAACCUGAAUGCUUUUAAGUUUAAUUUGAUAUGUUUGUUCUGUUACUUUGAUUUUUCUCCUUCUGGAAGAAAUUGUCUUAAGUGGAACUGAAAUACAUCCUAAAACUUGUGCAUAAUUUUCCUUUAUUGUAGAUGAUUUUUUUAUUGAUGUUUGGCAUAUCCUGGAAACCUGAAAUCCAGAUUGUUGUAACUUAUUACAACACCUGACUAGCUUGUGACAAUAGGGAUUCAAUAGUAAUGCCAUUGAGUUGUCAAUCUGUCAUGCCCAUGAACGUUUGAGAGAGAAGUCAAUUACCACCAAACCCCCCAGCUGGCAGCAGCACAUUUGCAGCAGACUAUGGAGGCCUUUAAUAAAGUGCCCCACCUCUUUUUUUUCAUUGUUACUUUAAUUUGGAUUCUGCCCUUGUAUCACAGGGAAAUCCAAAUGUGUGCCUGAGCAGACAUAAAAAUGUCUGCCCAUUUUUAUACUUGGCUUGCUUCCUUGUUCUGAAAUCAUCAGCAUCUUAUUACAUGUACUUUCAAGGCUAACGAGGAAGUACUCAUUUAUACCAAUUGACCAUUGGAGUAUUUCAGUCAAAAGUUGUUGUAUGCAAAAAAGAUUUUUUUUGGGAGGUGAAGUUGAGGGAAUAAGAAAAAUAAUUCCCAUUUCUUACAGCUCCUCGCCCAAAGUAUUAUUUCAAGUUGCUAAUUGCAAAUUAAUUUUUCUCACACCUAAUGUUGGUUUGGUUAACAACAUUUGGGAUUUAAGUACGUUAGAAUUUUGGAUAGUUCUGAAACAUUCCACUUGCUACAAACCUCACAGAAUUGUGGCAGCUUGUGUUUGUGCUGAAGUAUUUCAUGUAUAUUUAAUCCGGUUUGUUCAGUUUUCUUGUUAAUAUAUUGUAUGGGAUGAUCCCUAUUUUCUCCUUUCAAUAUAAUGGUAGCACAGCUGUGCAGGUGAAAAUUUAUUUUGACUGGACCAGAAUGUUAAAUUUCUGUUUUUGUAUUUAUGUACUUACUGUUCUUCUGGACUGGGAUGCUUAAAGCUAUUUUGUUCCAUAUAGUACAAAAUAGUGAUGUGUCUAACAUUUGCCUGAAGUAAAAUUGCAGUUUGUUUACUAAUGUAGUUUUUCGUGAAGUUGUAUUUAAAUAACGUGUAAGUGGCUCUGGCUUUCAACCAGAGAAGUUUGUGUUUGACAACUGCCAGUAAACAUUGUAGAAUAUUGCCAUGCACCAGAACUGUCCUCAGGUCAGAGAUAAAAAAACUGGCAGAAUUUAUUCUUAUUCAACUCUCUGCCCUAUCUUCCCACUCUAUCACAUCAUCUGCUGUAAUAUCGGACAGCUCUGACCAACUGAGGAGGGGGAGGGGGAUAAAAUAAACUUUUAGAACUGA